Molecule: messenger RNA, 1049 nt
Organism: Hymenoscyphus albidus
Lineage: Eukaryota; Fungi; Ascomycota; Leotiomycetes; Helotiales; Helotiaceae
Source: the annotation of a GenBank genome assembly
AUGCGCUUCUCUCUCGCUCACUCUUUGAGCCUUGCAAUUACGAUUUGCGGCGUCGCAGCAGGAGUUCCUAAGUCUCAAAAUGCCGUUUCCAAGAUUCGUAAUAGUCAGAGUCAGACGCAGAAUCAGAGGGAGAUUUAUGUUGGAAAUUCAUCCGGAAGGUACUCUUCACGAGUAUCUAUUGCGUAUACUGGGACCUCUUCUGGACCUUCACGAAGCGUUACAAGCACCAGCUCCUCGGUACUUGCCAGCUCGAGCACGGAGACAGUUGUGAUUGUUACUUCUACGAGUGCUGAGUAUUCUACUUCCACUUCGGGGGUCUAUUCUACGAGUACUGCGAGCAACGAUUACUCUACUUCUACGUCUACGAGCGAGGAUUAUUAUACUAGGACUUCUGUUACUCCUAGUCGUCCUACUGUAUGUAUCUUCACAUCUCCCCAUCUCACAUACAUAUGUCUUGUCCUUUUCCUAACUGCUUGCUUUAGGGCGCAUGCGCAACCCCUAUUACCAACCCAGGAUUCGAGCUCACAUCCCCUCCCGCUCGCUGGCGAAGACAAUACCCAAACCCAGAGACACCUUAUAAUUUCCGAGCCACUACGAAUGAUACGGAUCCCCACUCAGGUGAACAAUGUGCAUCGGUUAUGUACACGAAAGGCGCAAUUGGGUAUGAGACUUGGUUCAAUCAGCAUAUUAGUCUCUGUGAGAAGACGCUCUACAACUUCCAAUCGGUUUGUCUCUCCUUUCCAACUCCUGCGAUCCAUAUCACAGAUAUCCUGUUAACACAAAUUCAGUUCACCAAAGUCUCAAAAGAAGGAACGGGCUGCUCGGUCCGCUACCAGGUUGCUGACCGUAAUGGCACUGUUCUCGCUGGUCUCGUAGGUCACUCCUCUCAGGAUUUGACGACGGAGUGGUUGGAGGGUAAUGCGACGUAUCUUUCAGGAGCGGGAACUAUGGCGACUAAGGCAUCGAUUGAUGUUAGGAUUAAUUGCUAUGGUACUGCGACUGAGGAUCGGGCAUGGUAUUUUGAUGAUAUUUCGUUGGUUGCGGCUUAA